AAUCUGGUUUUGUAAUCCAUGUUCCAUAACCUUUUCUUACUAGAAUGUGGUAAGUCUACCUGGAUCCCAUUCAUCAUUAUACAAAAAAAAUAUUAAAAAAAAUAAAAAAAGGGGAAAAAAAACAUACGUUGGAUCUUUGCCAUUAAAGAUUUAUUGUUAUUAUAUUGAAUUCAAUAUCUUUUUUAUUCUUUUUCGAAGUUACUUUAUAGAAUAGUGAGCAUGCAACGUUAACAGAAAAAACAGUAUACUUGGUUUGUGGCCAUGAGAAACCCCCAUUUGGAUAUAUAGGUCAUCCAUUUAUAUUUUAUAUACGAAGGAACCACUGAACCUCCUCUCUCGCCGUCUUGUUUCUCAAAAUGUCAAAUGGUUUGGUAUGGAUGUUGCUUGCUCUGCUCUUUUUAUCAAUACUUCCAAAAUCAGUGGUAGAAGGGGAGUUUGAGCAAUGGUGCAUAGCAGACGAGCAGACACCAGAUGAAGAGUUGCAGGAAGCCAUGGAUUGGGCUUGUGGAGGAGGAGGUGCUGAUUGCAGCAAGAUUCAAUUGAACCAGCCUUGUUAUCUACCUAAUACUGUGAUAGAUCAUGCUUCUUAUGCUUUCAACAAUUACUAUCAGAAGUUUAAACAGAAAGGAGGUUCAUGCUACUUCAAGGGUGCUGCCAUGACUACAGAACUAGAUCCCAGUCAUAAUUCAUGCCACUACGAGUUUGUGCCUUGAUUCAACAAGGAAUUAUGUCCUCAUAAUAAAGUUCGAAAAAUAUAGAAUUAAUUCUCUGUACGGAGGGAAUUAAUUUAUUUAUUUUUUGAUUGAGACGGAAGGAAUUAAUUGAGUAUUCUCAUGGAUUUGUUUCUUGUAUUGCUUUUUAGAUUCAUCAAGUGUAUCAAAAUUGUUUUUUCUA
This is a messenger RNA of Ziziphus jujuba (common jujube), 894 nucleotides long. RefSeq names its product glucan endo-1,3-beta-glucosidase 4. Bases 357 to 713 code for a protein of 118 amino acids. Lineage: Eukaryota; Viridiplantae; Streptophyta; Magnoliopsida; Rosales; Rhamnaceae. The record is from RefSeq and is a predicted model, not a curated record. The transcript is spliced from 3 exons.